AAAUUUCCAAAUAAAGAUGGUGGAUGUGUGUGCGGUGUGUGGAUGAAUUCCGAGAUGGCGCUGUGAAUAACUUGACAGUUAUUAAUUGAUUCUAACCUGGGAUAGAUACAAAAUAAUCAUUUAAUUUUCUCAUUUAUUAAUUAAACAUGUUUAUUCGACGUCUUUUGAUUGCACCAAACAGGCAGCUAGUGAAGCACUUCUCAGCUAACAUAGCAAGUCCCGAACAAGUUAAAAAUGCCACAGCAAAUGUGACUAAAACCGAUAAUAAUAUCGAUGUACACGCAAAACCAACAAUUCCACCGCCUCCACCAGCGUCUUUCAGUCAUCAGGGUGAUAAUGGCACAACAACAUGUUUAUCUGGGGAUAUAUUACCAAAAGAUCACAGAGUUUUCAAAGCCAUUGGCGCAACAGAAGAAUUAUUGAGUUAUAUUGGUUUAACAAGAGAACAUGCAAUAGACGCCGAACAUGAUUACAUCCACAAAUUAAUGAGGAUUCAAACAGUGCUUAUUGAUGUAAGCACAGCGAUUUCCAGAUGCAAUGGAAAAAUCGACAAAGAAAAAACAACAAUUCCAGCUUUACAUACAAAAGAACUCGAGGAAUGGAUCAAUGAAUAUUCCAAACAACUACCUCCAGUUGAAUUAUACAUUAUUCCAGGCGGUGGGAUAGCAAGCGCGUCUCUACACGUUGCCCGAUCACUUUGCAGACGUACUGAACGCACAGUUGUGCCUCUAGUACGCGAUAACAUGCUUGAUAAAGAAGUCCAAGUAUACCUCAAUCGACUAGCGGAUUUCCUGCUCACAUUAUCACGCAUUGCGUCCAAGUUGGACAAUCGCGCUGAGAGUAUAUACACACCGAAAGGUAACGAACAAUUCCAAGCGCAAUAAUCAAUCCGGACUAUAUUUAACGUAAUGAAUUAUUAUCGAUGGCAUUUAUUCGUCUAAGAGGAGAUUUUAUCAUGUUUCACUAGAGAUUUAUAGGGUUGUAUCUCAUGGCAGCUGAAUAUUUGAGAGUAAAGUGUUAUUUGUUUAGCUCAAAUAAAAAUGUACUGCCAAUAUUAGAUAAACGUGCAAUAUCGGGAUUAA
This is a messenger RNA of Dalotia coriaria, 1082 nucleotides long. RefSeq names its product corrinoid adenosyltransferase MMAB-like. Bases 147 to 884 code for a protein of 245 amino acids. Gene Ontology annotation, molecular function: corrinoid adenosyltransferase activity. The transcript has 4 exons. NCBI's taxonomy places the organism in Eukaryota, Metazoa, Arthropoda, Insecta, Coleoptera, Staphylinidae. The record is from RefSeq and is a predicted model, not a curated record.